AUGCCCGCCCCGCCACCGCCCCUGCGAUCCAAUGUCGCACCGUCCCCCCUCCCCACACAGACCCAAGCCCUGCACACAACCUACCCCUCGCGUCUGCGCACUGGCGCGACCCUCCUCAUGCAGCCCAUCCUCACACCCAACACCACGCCCGGCGCAGCGACCACGACGCGCUCACGCCGCGGCGCCGUCAUCAACUACGCGGACCCCGGAUCGGGCGACGACAUCCCCGACGCGGGCGCCAUCGAGAGCGACGACUCGGACUUUGUUGCGAGCGGUGGAUUAAGGUCCGCGGUGCGCGCCACAAGGGGGGGAGGGAGCAGGGCCAAUGCGGGUAUGGGGGUCUUCCACAGUGGUGCGUCGACGCCGGUCCCGGGGCAGCAGUCUCACGGGGCACAGGGAAAGGCCGAGUUGGACCAGAGCUAUCUAGGGGCGAUUCCGCCGGCGCGAUUUAUCAAUGCUAAGGCGGUGGCUCCGACAAAGCAUGAGUAUUUCGCCGAAGGUCAGCUAGCACAACAAGCACAGAAACCAACAUCACUCGUGCCCAUCCGCGUCGAAUUCGAAACCGACACCCAUCGAAUACGUGACUGCUUCGUGUGGAACCUGCACGAGGACCUCAUCAAGCCCGAGACAUUUGCGCGCAUCUUCUGCACCGACCUCGACCUGCCGCAUGUCCCCUGGGUCGAGACCGUCGCGAACCAGAUCCGCGCGCAGCUCGAAGACCACGGCGACGUCGCCGCCAUGGACCUCGACGUGGACGAGCAACACGCCGACGAAAUCCCCGAAUGCCGCGUUAUCCUCAGCAUAGAUGUGCAGGUCGGCAACUACCACCUCAUCGACCACAUCGAGUGGGACCUGCUCUCGUCGCUCACGCCCGAGGCGUUCGCACAGACACUGUGCGCGGAGCUUGGGCUGUCGGGCGAGGCGCUGCCGCUCAUCGCGCACGCGGUACACGAGGAGCUCGUCAAACACAAGAAGGACGCGAUCGAGUGGGGUGUGAUCGGGCUGGAGAGGGAGAAGGAGGCGGAAGAACACGCUGCAGAUAAGCCGAGGGAUAAGAGCGGGUUGAGCUUGCUGAAGGACAAGACGGGCUUGGGCCUCGGGUGGGGCCGCGCGCCGAAGGACGGGAGGGGACCGAAGACGCUCAGGAGCGUUUGGAGGGACUGGAACGAGGCGGAGGAAUUUGCGACGCGGUUUGAGGUGCUCACCGCCGAGGAGGUUGAGAGGAGGGAGAUUGAGAGGGAGAGGGCUAGUCGCCGGCUACGGAGAGAGACGUCGAAGUUCCAGAGCAGUCUGAUUGCGACGCGGCGCAGACGGUAG
Molecule: messenger RNA, 1317 nt
Organism: Gloeophyllum trabeum ATCC 11539
Lineage: Eukaryota; Fungi; Basidiomycota; Agaricomycetes; Gloeophyllales; Gloeophyllaceae
Product: SWI-SNF chromatin remodeling complex, Snf5 subunit
Exons: 4
Coding region: 1-1317 (438 amino acids)
Biological process (GO): chromatin remodeling; regulation of transcription by RNA polymerase II
Cellular component (GO): nuclear chromosome; nucleus
Molecular function (GO): transcription coregulator activity
Source: RefSeq, a predicted model, not a curated record